Molecule: messenger RNA, 1248 nt
Organism: Trichophyton rubrum CBS 118892
Lineage: Eukaryota; Fungi; Ascomycota; Eurotiomycetes; Onygenales; Arthrodermataceae
Exons: 3
Coding region: 1-1248 (415 amino acids)
Biological process (GO): biosynthetic process
Molecular function (GO): pyridoxal phosphate binding; catalytic activity
Source: RefSeq, a predicted model, not a curated record
AUGGCCGAAAUUGAUUGCCUCGCCGUUGAUCGGUGGAUUAAAACAAAGGCUACAGGAGCCAAAUAUGAUCUCUCCAGCUCCUGCGCAAAGCCCAUGUCGAUACAGGAGCUAAAGGAGCUCUCUGAAGACAAGUCAGAAUCUAACCAGGGUCCCUUGCCGGCGCAGCUUCUGUCCAAAUGUCUCGGGUAUGGCGAGAUGGCAGGUUCGAAGGCGCUGCGGUCGACCCUGGCUGGCUUGUAUUCCGUCAAGACGCCUCUGCCGCUGCCAAUUGAUAAUAUUACUAUUACCGCCGGUGCUUCUCCGGCUAAUUAUUUGGUCUUCCAGGCUCUAUGCAAGCCCGGGGAUCAUGUCAUUGUUCAUUAUCCAACUUAUCAACUGCUGUAUGCCGUGCCUCAAACUCUGGGCGCAGUGGUUAGUUUUUGGCAGUCGAAAGAGGAUGAUAAGUGGAAGCUGGACGUUGAAGAGCUGAAGACUCUCAUCAAGCCGAAUACUAGGAUGAUUGUGCUAAACAACCCGCAAAAUCCCACAGGUGCAAUCAUCCCUCGGUCAACAUUGAUCGAAAUCAUAACCGUGGCCAGGGAGAACUCGAUUGUGGUCUUCAGUGAUGAAAUAUUCAGGCCCCUAUUCCAUUCUAUCCACCCUGGAGAUAAGGAGUUCCCGCCCUCAGCACUCUCCCUGGGCUACGAUGAUGUAGUAGUCACCGGAUCAAUGUCCAAAGUCUACUCGCUGCCUGGUAUCCGCGUUGGAUGGAUUGCAUCUCGCAACAGGGCACUCAUCGACAAGUGUACAAAACUGCGAGCGUACACGACUCUGUCCGUUAGCCAGCUCGACGAAGCAGUGGCUGCGUAUGCCCUGGAUGGUCACUGCUUGCAUGCGCUGCUGAAGCAGAACACAGACCUCGCACGGGAAAACCUCGUUCUUCUCGAGUCGUUUAUAGAAAAACACAAGUGGGCCUGCGACUGGGUUAGGCCAGUUGCUAGCAGCGUUGCAUUCGUCAAGUUCUCAAAAAUGGGGAAGCCUGUAGACGAUCUCGAGCUCUGCCAUCAGCUUCUCCAGGAGAAAGGAGUAUUGCUGGUUCCCGGAUCACAGGGGUUUGGCUCCAACAGCUUGUUUGCAGGAUAUGUUCGUAUUGGGUACGCUAUUGAUAUGGAGGAGUUUAAGACUGGAUUGGCUUUGUUGAAGGAGUUCAUGGAGGAGUAUUAUGAGAAUGUCCCACUGGCAGGUGGGCGAAAGCUUGCAAUACGAUAG